This is a messenger RNA of Aspergillus bombycis, 1464 nucleotides long. It is a transcript of the gene dbp5, whose product is annotated as ATP-dependent RNA helicase DBP5. Gene Ontology annotation, cellular component: cytoplasmic stress granule; nucleus. The coding region runs from base 1 to 1464 and encodes 487 amino acids. Gene Ontology annotation, biological process: poly(A)+ mRNA export from nucleus. The transcript has 6 exons. Gene Ontology annotation, molecular function: RNA helicase activity; RNA binding; ATP binding. Lineage: Eukaryota; Fungi; Ascomycota; Eurotiomycetes; Eurotiales; Aspergillaceae. The record is from RefSeq and is a predicted model, not a curated record.
AUGUCUGCAGAACAACCCGCUGAAACUGCCUCCGCUGGUAAUCCUCUGGCUGAUCGCAUCACCACGGCCGAUGGAUCGAAACCUGAAGGAACUACUGAAACGACCGACAAUGAGCAGGCCGAUGGCGCUGCCACACAGUUGGGCGGCUCCGAACUUAACGAGCCUGAAUAUACGGUCGAAGUCAAACUGAGCGAUCUUCAGGCGGAUCCUAACAACCCUCUUUUUUCCGUGAAGAGCUUUGAGGACCUUGGACUGGACAAUCGCAUCUUGCAAGGACUGUCCGCCAUGAACUUCCGCAAACCUUCAAAGAUUCAAGAAAGAGCGCUCCCAUUGCUCUUGAACAACCCUCCUAAGAACCUGGUCGGCCAGUCCCAGUCGGGUACCGGAAAGACAGCUGCGUUUGUCCUCAAUGUCCUUAGCCGUUUAGACCUGUCAACAGAACAGGCGCAAAAGACGCCCCAGGCUCUGAUCUUGGCUCCAACUCGAGAGCUGGCCCGUCAGAUUGUUGGCGUCGUCCAGGUUAUGGGCCAGUUCCUGGACGGUCUUUCCAUCUCAACAGCCGUUCCUGCAGACACUAACAGUCGCCAUUCGAAAAUUGAGUCCUCCGUUGUCGUUGGUACUCCAGGAACAGUCAUGGAUAUGAUCAAGAAGCGUAUCAUGGUUGCGAAUAAACUCAAGGUUCUCGUUUUGGAUGAGGCAGAUAACAUGCUCGACCAACAAGGUUUGGGCGACCAGUGUAUUCGUGUCAAGGCAUUGCUGCCAAAGGAUAUCCAAGUCGUUCUUUUCUCCGCCACCUUCCCCACCCACGUUCACCAAUAUGCGUCCAAAUUCGCCCCGCAGGCCAACGAAAUUACACUGCAGCACGAAGAGCUGACCGUCGAGGGUAUCAAGCAGCUUUAUCUUGACUGUUCCGACGAGGAGGAUAAGUAUAAGACUCUUGUUCAACUCUACGGUCUUCUUACCGUCGCUUCCUCUAUCAUUUUUGUUAAGACACGAGCAUCCGCCGUCGAGAUUGAGAAGCGCAUGGUCGCUGAAGGUCAUACUGUUGCGUCUUUGACCGGUGGUAUUGAAGGCUCUCAGCGUGACGCUGUCAUUGACCAAUUCCGUGCUGGCCAGGCUAAGGUGUUGAUUACGACCAACGUGCUUGCCAGAGGUAUUGAUGUCUCUACGGUGUCCAUGGUCAUUAACUAUGAUAUUCCCGAGAUUCACCAACCUGGCGCACGGGAACGCCAGGCGGACUUCCAGACCUACCUGCACCGUAUCGGACGAACCGGACGGUUCGGUCGUGUCGGCGUCUCGAUCUCCUUCGUUUCCAACCGGGAGGAGUGGAAUAUGCUCAACCAGAUCCAACAGUACUUUAACUGCACUAUCCAGCGGGUCGAUACGAAGGACUGGGACGAAGUGGAGGAUAUCAUCAAGAAGACUAUCAAGAACACCCGUGCGCAGGCCCAGUUCGGGCGGUAA